Molecule: messenger RNA, 2338 nt
Organism: Rubroshorea leprosula
Lineage: Eukaryota; Viridiplantae; Streptophyta; Magnoliopsida; Malvales; Dipterocarpaceae
Source: the annotation of a GenBank genome assembly
AAAAUACUAUGAACGACGGCCACGUAUGUUAAGACAGGAAAAAUCACGAGGUUUUAGUAGGGGAAUAUUGUCGGUAUUCGAGCCGUGGAAGGAGGAGGCGGUCGUGGUGGUGGUGGUUUCUCUUUGCUGCCUGCCUGAGGCGUCGGUCCAAAGGACAGACACCGUCGCCGCAGCCACAGCCGGUUUUCUUUCCAUCUGACACGACUCCUCGUAAUUCGUUUCGAAAUUCACAAAAUUUCUUUUCCUUUCUCUCUCAUGCGUCCCUGAUAUUUCUAGAAAUUCGGGAUUCUACUCCGCCAAAUCAAUAGCCACCGCCGAAUUUGGGUUUUGAACGUCGUCGGGGAAAUGAGGAAGGAAAGGUGGAUGAAGAAGAAGGGGAGGGUAACAGGGAUCGGAAACUACUCGAUUGCGUCUUCCAUGAGAGAUAACCACCGGCGACCGUGCAUUACCUGCACCACCUUCAACAUCCUUGCUCCAAUCUACAAGCGUCUCUCUCCUCAGGACGAGAGUUGCCGGGAAAGCGAUUACAAGGCGUAUUGGUUGUCCAGGAACCACCGGAUUUUGGAUUCAUUGUUGCACGAGAGAUCUUCCAUUAUUUGUCUUCAGGAAUUCUGGGUAGGAAAUGAAGAACUUGUUAGUUUAUACGAGAAGAGACUAGGUGAUGCUGGGUAUCUUCUUUUUAAGCUCGGCCGCACCAACAACCGUGGCGAUGGUUUAUUAACUGCCGUGCACAAGGAUUAUUUUAGAGUUAUUAAUUACCGAGAGUUGCAUUUCAAUGACUGUGGAGAUCGAGUUGCUCAGUUAUUACAUGUGGACAUGACUGCCUCCUUUUCACAGUGCCGAAGCUAUGAUACUCGGCAAGAAAUUCUCAUUGUAAACACCCACUUGUUAUUUCCUCACGAUUCAAGUCUGUGUAUUGUACGAUUACUACAGGUCUACAAAAUCUUACAAUAUGUGGAGUCUUAUCAGAAGGAAUACAAGCUUAAUCCUAUGCCGAUCAUACUUUGUGGUGACUGGAAUGGGAGCAAACGAGGACAUGUUUAUUGGUUCCUCAGGUCACAGGGUUUUGUGUCAUCAUAUGACACUGCUCAUCACUACACUGAUGCAGAUGCUCAGAAGUGGGUUAGUCACCUCAAUCAUCGAGGAAAUAUAUGUGGUGUUGAUUUCAUAUGGCUUCUUAAUCCCAACAAAUAUCGAAAACUAUUGAAGACAAGUUGGAGUGAAGCAGUAUUUGGCAUGUUCAAGCAUCUACUGAGGAAGGCUUCACUUAAAGAAGAAGAUGCAUUUGCAUCUCUUAAGGCUGACAGUGAUGGUGAUUAUAUUACCUACUCAGGUUUCUGUGAAGCUCUUCGGCAGCUUAAUUUAAGUGGUCAUUGCUAUGGGCUUAGCGAGGAAGAGAUGAAAGACUUGUGGGUUCAAGCUGACAUUGAUGGAAAUGGAGUUGUUGUCUAUAAAGAAUUUCAGCAGCAGAUUUGGAAACACUCUUGUUUAGAUGAACUCAGUGACCAAGUUCAAGAUGGGGUUAGGGAAGAUGCUCAGGAGCAAACUAUUGGUUUUAGUGUGGAGAAUGCAGUUCUUUUCCCUCCUGAAGUGGAGAAAGGAAGCUGGCCUGAAAAUUAUUCUCUCUCUGAUCAUGCACGACUCACUGUGGUGUUCUCACCAAUAAAAAUGACAUGUUCUCAGGCAGUAUCCAUAAAAAGCUCCAGUGGAAUGGAGGUUUAAAUUUCAUGCAGAAAGAAGAACGAAAGUGCAAAUAAAGAAGAAUAAGUGCUGUUGACAGAUUGUGAGGUGGAAGCUAAAACAGCAGCCAGAGUUCUUGGGAGAGUGCCUUAGCAAUGGUCAAGGAUUCCUUUGACUCCAAUCCCCCAUGCUAUUGCAGACUGCCCCAAAAGACUCUCCACCAUGGAAAUUGAACCUAUCCCAUUGAGGGUUCUCUGGGUGGCCACUUGUAUCUUCCGGAAUAAAGUGUGUUCUGUUCUGCUCUUCCAAUUCCAUUUCCCUGUUUAAAAGGAAAGAAAUGAAAGAGAAAGGAAAAGAAGGUUGCAAUUUUAUACUACUAUUCAGGCAGCCGUUGCAUUUUGUAGUAUGGUUAGUGCAGCACAUUUAGGUCUUGUACGUGGACUUCAUCUAGAAUGGGUGUAAAACCAGAAUCAUGGACUGGAUGUUUCUCAGCUAUGAUAAAUAGGUUAAUACCAAUAGAACAGUAAAAACUCUGGAUUUUUACACUCUUAAUGAUUUAUACACGUUCAUUUUGACAAGGGGGAUUCGAACUUACUGUGUUUUCAUAGGAGUGGGUUUUUCUUGGUAGAUAAUGAUAUAAUGAGGAUAAUCUUGUCCC